UAUGUAUAGGCAAAUGUUAAAUAAAAAUCACUAAAAGUCCCCAAUGGUUAGUCUUCCUGCUCCCCAACCCGACAACCAGAUCCCACUCACCUGCUCUCUGUCUCUCGCACUUACUCUAAGUAUAAAUUGGUUAAUUGUUUAAUCUGAUAAUAGAAAAAUACACAGCUCAGAAGCCAAAAAUACAAUAAACUGGCAAACUAAAAUGCUCAAGUCUGGAAAAUCGAAACCCAAAAACAAUACAUAACGAAUUGAAAGAAGCAAACAUGAACUCCUAUUUCGAUUCGGCCAUCGAAUAUACGAGUAAGAAUCCGUUUAGUGUCUCCCCAACAAAUAUCGAACAGUCACAGACUUCACUUCAUGAAAAGAACUGGGAAUGGACAUAUUUAGUGCGAAAAUGCCGCAAUCUGGAAUUGGAAGAGUCCUAUGACCUAUAUAUGCGACGUCUACGCGUCGGUUAUCUCUCACUAUUCAUUUUUAUUCAACUCUUUGUUUCGAUAUUACACGCCCUACUCUUGCUGACAUCCUCAGAGCGAUCUUUAGUCUACAUGGAUAUGGCUGUCUAUUUAGUGUCCGGCGUUCUCAUUUGGUUUAUAUUGUCGGUUAAUUUUCGCAACGAAUUGGUCUGCAAAUACAAUUGGAUAGUCUAUGCCUCAUCGUGGCUAGCUGUUAGUGUUAUGGUCCUCAUGGAUAUUGGACUCAAUGUGUAUCAUGCGACGAGCAGCAACAAUAUAUUAAAUCCCAUCUAUGAUGCCUAUACCCUGUAUGCCAUCUAUAUGUUUAUGCCUGUUCCAUAUUUAUUGCAACCAUUUGUCCUGGGAACAGCUGUCACACUGUGCUACAUAAUCAACUAUAGCUUUGUGAUCACCUCCAAGGAGGAUAAUCAAAUGCAUAGCAUUCUCAACGAAGCCAUCUAUCUGAGCUGUGUCAAUCUGUUGGGCAUAUUCUUUCGCCUGAUGCGCGACAUAGCGUUAAGGACAACAUUUCUGGAUCGUCGUCAAUAUGUCGAAGAGAAUCUACUCCUGCGAUAUGCUCGUGAUCAGGAGCGUAGUCUCCUAUUAAGUAUUUUACCCAAUCAGAUAGCCGAUCGCCUGCAAGAAGAUGUUAAGAAUCGUGUCGAACGAUCCAAGCGACAGCAUCAGCAGCGAUCCCACAUAGAUUUACGGAGUAGUGAUAAUAGUCAGACCUUGAAGCGAUGGCGGCAACCCGAUCAUGAUACCCUCUUCAUCGAGCCUCAUAAGGAUGUCACUGUGCUAUAUGCCGAUGUGGUCAACUAUACCCACUUGACCACCACAUUGGAUGUGAAAAAGCUAGUGGAGGCGCUACAUGAUCUAUUCGUACGCUUCGACAUUGCCAGCGAGGAGUACAAUGUGCUGAGGAUCAAAUUUUUGGGCGAUUGUUAUUAUUGUGUAGCUGGAUUGGUAAGUAAGAAUGACGAUCAUGCCAAAUGCUGUGUGGAUUUGGGUCUACGAAUGAUCAAGGAUAUACGAGAUGUGAGGGAGAAACGUCAUCUCAAUAUCGAUAUGCGCAUUGGUGUACAUUCAGGUGAUGUUCUGUCUGGUGUAAUUGGUGCUGCGAAAUGGCAAUUUGAUAUCUGGUCCAAGGAUGUGGAUAUUGCCAAUCGUUUGGAGGCCACCGGAGCCACAGGUCGUGUCCAUGUUAGCCAGCAAACUUUGCGACUCCUGGACGGUGAAUACUUCUUUGAGGAUGGCACCGAAAAGGCACGCGAAGAUCCAGUACUGCAAAAGCAUGACAUACGCACCUUUCUGAUCAAAUCACUGCGCGCCCCCAUGCAUGAUCCGCGUCGCGUGCAACGCGAACGACAGGCCAAGAAACUGAGCGAGGCCUGCAAAGCGAAUUUCAUGCACAACUCGACGCUGCAUCAAUACAAUCAAGUACGUAACCAGGCCAAGCUGGAAAUGUGCCGGGAAUUGGACAAAAUGCCCAUCGGGCGUAUACAGCUAACGAAAUUGUGGCGACGCAGCACGAAAUUAACCCAAGAUGAAAUGGAAGAGGAGAGCUUUCGUCGUAAUAUUAGUUCGUGUUGUCUACUCUUUCGAAAUCGAAAAUGGGAACAACAGUAUGUACUAGAGCCGGAUAUAAUGCUUAAGUAUAGCAUAGCUCUAUCCUGGGUUAUCUACAUCGGCCUUCUGUCCAUUCAAUUGCUCAGCAAGGAUCCAAAAUAUCAUUAUUGGUAUAUAGAUGGCACCACAAUCGUUCUACUCACCAUGCUGCUGAUUGUCUCAUGGUAUAAGAAACUCUGGAUUAUGUAUGUCUCUGAUGCGGAACAAGCUCUGCCCCAUAGUCGGAUCAGUCAUUUCAUUUACAACAUGUCGGAUGUAAUGCAGCGUAAUAUCGUUCUACGGAUAGCCAUAUAUUUCCUGAUUAUACUCUCCUAUUGUGCCGUAGCGGCCAUGCAAGUAAUAGACUGUGGCGGCGAUGAGACUGUAUAUGAGCUUAGUUCGACCUAUGAGGAUCGUGUUUAUUGUUUCCACCCAUGGAUUCUCACCAAUUGCAUGACUCUGGUCAUUGGCAUGUCGCUGAUUUUCACCCGUAUACCCUUUGUCGUCAAGGCAAUCUUUUCUACAAUCAUCACCGUGUCAUAUGCCGUGUUGGUUGUAUUCGAAUUCAAUUAUAUAUUCGCCAGCAGCCCAUCGACAAAUGUUAAUUUCAAUGCUGAGUAUUCGCACAUUUUGCUGAUCUUUAUAACCCUGGGAAUAUUUCAUUUGAUGGAACGUCAGACAGAGUUUAUUGCCAAAGUAGAUUACAACUGGAAGAGACAAUUGCUGACCAAACAAGAGGAUGCCCUUAUCACGAAUGAUACGAUUAAAGUUCUGCUCACAAACAUAUUGCCCUCUCAUGUGGCUGAUUACUAUUUGUCCACUCAAUUGCAAAAUGAACUCUACUAUGAGGAGUAUGAUAAUGUGGCUGUGAUGUUUGCCUCCAUCAAGGGAUUCGAUACGGAUAAAAUUGGUUUGAGGGUAUUGAACGAGAUAAUCUGUGAUUUCGAUGAUGUGUUGAACAAAUAUGCCUGCAGCAUGCGUGUGGAGAAGAUCAAGGUGGCCAAUUGGACUUAUAUGGCUGCCUGUGGUUUGGAUGUUUCCCGAUCUGAGCAUGCUCCCCAAAUAAAAUUCCGCAAUGUCUCGCUUAUGCCGAAUGGAAGACGGAGCAAUUAUACGGGGAGAGCUAGAAACUCGGAGGGCGUACAGCGUGUUCCGGUUGGCAAUGGGAGUAACAUUGCCUUGGAUCUGGAUCUGGAACGUGGUCAGUAUGAAGGCAAUGUAGUGCCACGUGCUCAUCGGAGCAGUCUGGGUAAUAGUAAUAACAAUAGCAACGGUGAGGUGGUCCAUGUGAUGGCAAAAUUUGCACUGGAACUGAUGCGCACCAUGCGACGAUUCAAUGCCGAGAAUAUGCAAUCCGAGUAUGAAGGGAGUACGGAUUACGGCAUGCUCCGGAUUGGCAUCUCACACGGUCGUGCCAUGGCUGGAGUUGUUGGUAUAUCGAAGCCCCACUAUGAUAUCUGGGGCAAUCCAGUCAACAUGGCCUCACGCAUGGACUCAACGGGUGUCCCUGGCAAAAUACAAGUGACCGAGAAGACGGCCCUCAAAUUGCGAGAAUUCAAUAUACAAUGCAAUUAUCGAGGCAUGACUUUUGUCAAAGGACGCGGAAAUAUACCUACAUAUAUUCUAGCCACGGAUUCGGAAUACAAAGAUUUUCUGCCACAUCAAAGCCAAGCCAGCUAGUUACACAUCUAGAACUUAAUGCCAAAAUGUAAAUAGAUAAAUAUUUUGUUAAAAUA
This is a messenger RNA of Drosophila willistoni, 3796 nucleotides long. It is a transcript of the gene ACXD, whose product is annotated as adenylyl cyclase X E. Gene Ontology annotation, molecular function: adenylate cyclase activity. Bases 264 to 3740 code for a protein of 1158 amino acids. Lineage: Eukaryota; Metazoa; Arthropoda; Insecta; Diptera; Drosophilidae. The transcript has 12 exons. Gene Ontology annotation, biological process: intracellular signal transduction; cAMP biosynthetic process; adenylate cyclase-activating G protein-coupled receptor signaling pathway. The record is from RefSeq and is a predicted model, not a curated record.